This is a messenger RNA of Miscanthus lutarioriparius, 453 nucleotides long. The record is from the annotation of a GenBank genome assembly. NCBI's taxonomy places the organism in Eukaryota, Viridiplantae, Streptophyta, Magnoliopsida, Poales, Poaceae.
AUGGCAAUGACGACGGCGGCGGCACCACCACCGAGGCGCGAUCUCCUAUGCGGACCUCACGCCGACCGUCGUAUCGUGGAGUGGAUUACCGGGCUCAACCUGCUGUGGAGGAAGCUGUCGAGGCGACGUGAGGCCACGAGGUCCCAGGGCCCGGCGUCGAACGAGGUCUUGGCGAACGUCUUCCAGCGGCUGUCGCCCAGGUCCAUCGCUGCCUGCUGUGCCGUGUGCCUCAAGUGGUCCGUGCUGCUCUCUUCGCAGCGCUUCGCGUCCCUCGCCGCCGACGACGGCAACGCCAGCUCGACCGCAUGCUUCGCUGGCCUCGACGGUGCCAAUGCGGGCCGCGCCCGGCACCAGCGCGGCGACACCGUGACAGCGGCAACUUGGUUUCCGCCGCUGGCCAAACGUCAGCACAGGCGAUCUAAGAAGAGGCAAGCGUUCCGGCGCAUGUUCUGA